This is a messenger RNA of Aspergillus affinis, 1191 nucleotides long. Its product is annotated as Rab geranylgeranyltransferase BET4. The transcript is spliced from 4 exons. Gene Ontology annotation, biological process: protein geranylgeranylation. Lineage: Eukaryota; Fungi; Ascomycota; Eurotiomycetes; Eurotiales; Aspergillaceae. Gene Ontology annotation, cellular component: Rab-protein geranylgeranyltransferase complex; cytoplasm. The coding region runs from base 1 to 1191 and encodes 396 amino acids. The record is from RefSeq and is a predicted model, not a curated record. Gene Ontology annotation, molecular function: Rab geranylgeranyltransferase activity.
AUGAUGGAGGAAGAAGCGAGGAGAGCGAAGAGAAGAGAAGAGAAGGACAGUAUAGAGCGGGUGCACGUGACAGUGCCCGAUGGGGAAAGUGGCAGCGGCUUCUCGUCGCAGCGACCGUCGCAUGGAAUCCCCCGCUACAGCGCGAAAGCAGAGCGGUCCGAGGAGGCACACCAACAAGAACUUCGGAAAAUCGAAAGUUAUCGGGAACUUGAUCAAUUAGUUCGCGGAAAGAUCGCAGAGCAUCAGUAUACACCCGAAACGCUGGAGAAAAUAUCCGAAUUACUGGGCAGAAACCCAGAGUACUACACCGUGUGGAACUACCGACGCCAGGUUCUGCGGCAUGAGUUCUCACGAGCACUGUCAAACGACUCGGAGGUUUCUGCAGCUGAUCAGAUCACUGAUUGUAUCAAAAAGGAUUUAAUGUUCUUGAUCCCGCUCCUACGCAGCUUUCCCAAGUGUUAUUGGAUCUGGGACUACCGGCUAUGGCUGCUCGACGAAGCCAAGCGCCUUCUUCCACUGCCUGUCGCUCGCAGAAUAUGGGAAGAGGAGCUUGCGUUAGCCGGCAAGAUGCUAAGUUUAGAUAGCAGAAACUUCCAUGGUUGGGGCUACCGGCACUUUGUUGUGCAAACCUUGGAGCAAUUGACGUCGAAAGAGACCGGCAAGGAUAGCAUGGCCCAGACCGAAUUCGAAUAUGCGAAGAAGAUGGUCGGCGCAAAUUUGUCGAAUUUCUCUGCCUGGCAUUAUCGGACGAAACUCAUGCAACGGCUCUUGGACGAGCAAUCCGCCAGCGACGAGGAACGAAGAAAGAUACUGGAUGACGAGCUUGAGCUCAUUCAUCGCGCACUUUGCGACCCAUAUGAUCAGUCGCUGUGGUUUUACCACCAAAAUCUCAUGUGCACCUUCGACCCGACACUGUCGGGGCAGACGAUGGCUCCCAAUCUAACGGAUCCCGAGCGGCUGGAGUACAUCCGACGAGAGAUUGAGGAAGUCGAAGAAAUGCUGGACGGUGCCGAAGACUGCAAGUACAUUUACCAGGCGCUGAUCGACUGUACGGUGUUGGCGUCCAAGGUGGAAGGCAGCAUGAGCAAUGAUGACCAGCAGAAAAUCCGGGGCUGGCUCUCCGAAUUGAAGCAGCUGGACCCGCUGCGACAGGGACGAUGGCUAGAUUUCGAGCGAUCACUGUGCAGGUGA